Molecule: messenger RNA, 3589 nt
Organism: Rhincodon typus (whale shark)
Lineage: Eukaryota; Metazoa; Chordata; Chondrichthyes; Orectolobiformes; Rhincodontidae
Product: EMILIN-1
Exons: 6
Coding region: 1-3084 (1027 amino acids)
Molecular function (GO): protein binding
Source: RefSeq, a predicted model, not a curated record
AUGAACAUUAAUAAUGGAUCCAGAUGCUGGGGUACUGGGCUGAUAUCUCCCCUUGUAUUCAACAGGAACUGGUGUGCCUACGUAGUGACACGGAUAGUGUCCUGCAUCAUUGAGGAUGGUGUAACAACAUACGUCAAACCAGAAUAUCAGCCCUGUGGAUGGGGCCCGCUACAAUGCCCACGGACAGUGAUUUAUCGUUCCUUCAUGAAGCCGCGAUACAAGCUUGCAUAUAAAAUGGUGACAGAAAUGGAAUGGAGGUGUUGCCACGGUUACUCAGGAGAUGACUGUUCGGUGGGUCCACCAGGACAGACUGACAUUGUAUCUCCAAGGCCACAACAGCCCAAACCAUCUGGGACAAGGCCAUCAGGGGGCUCAUCAAUUGAAGGAAGAAUGGAUUCAGAUAAAUCUCAUCAGAUGGAAGAAAAGAUCCAGAAGUUGAGUCAAGAAAUUCACAAUCUUCAGUCCACUAUCAGAGGGAUGAAUGAGAAAUUCCAGGAUGAAAUGCAGAAAGCGAUUGAAAUAGCAAUGAACGGGAGGCAGCCAGCUGAUGCUGCAUCCCACCCUGACGUGAAGGAGACUAUCAAUGAGAUUCAGAAAAAACUCCAUCAGAUUGAUAACCGGGUAAGGGAGCAUGACGGUGAGAUUAACCUUUUAAACACAAUCAAACCAGCGGGUGGUGCUGGCGGUCACUCUGAGACUGGCCAGAAAUGGUCAGAUCUAAAGGAAGAGCUGGUGAGGGAGGUGGAACGCCGGGUAAAAAACUCCUGCUUCUCCUGUCGAGCUGACGUUGAGCUCCUCCGACAACAGCAGGAGGAAGACAGGCAGAGGCUUCGAGAACUGGGCAGGAUAUUCAAUGCCACUGAGCAACACAAUAGGCAUCAAAUAGAAAGCAUUCAUAAGCACAUAAGUGAGAUGCCUGGAUCUAGGUCAAGCCUUUGCUGUGCGGAAAUAGACAGCAUAAAAACAAAGGUGAAGGAUGUGGAACGGAAGCUCACAUCCCUAUCGGAUGUGGUAGGAGUUUUGAAUCAGAGGUUGGACCAUCAGCUUCCUGGCUUAUCCUCAGGCAGUUCUCCACGGAAUGAUCAGUUCCACAAACGAUUCCAACAGAUUGAACGAAGACUGAACGAAAGUGAGAAAAAUCUUGAAAAGCGCAUCAUGUCACAUCUGAAAAAUCUGAGGCAUGAAUUUUCACGCAGAAUCCAUGGGAAUGAAGAGAGAGUCAAUGCAGUAGUGUCUGUUGUGGGCAAUGGUACAGUUUUUGAUGAUUGGGUGCGAGACACAGUCGGUGGUUUAGGUGAGGACAUUGCAAAGUUAAAGAAUAUUGUGGGAACAGAUAGAGAAAGCCUGUUGACAGUGACAUCAAGUGUGUAUGACCUGGAAUCCAAGCUGCAAAGAGCUGUCAAUGGCUGUGCACAGAUCUGUAGCCCUCCCCAUGUCACUGUCACACAUGAUGACCAAAAUACCUCUGAGAUGUUGGAUAUUUUAACUAAGCUCCAGAGGAAGAUUGUGAAAAAUGAGGCUAACAUUCAAAACAUUGAGUCGAACAUUCAUAACCUUACUAUAGGAGGUAAUUCAUUCAAGAACAUGCUGCAUCAGUUUGGACAGGACAUUGAACAACUAAGGACAACGUUACAUUCUAAUGUGGAACAAAUGGACUUAAUCAGCUCCAAUCUCCGGGACUUGGAGAACAAGGUACAACGUGCAAUUGAAACCAGUGUUACAGAAUGCAAUACCAUGAAAGAUGAAGUCCUUCUGCAUAGGAAUGAAAUUAAUGUGCGAGUUAAUAAACUGACCGAAGAAUUGGAGAAACUGAAGGAGAAAGCUGGCCAUUCUGAGUAUAACUGCAGCUCCAUUUGCUCAACAACUCAGAAAGAAUUAAACAGGUUAAAAGAGGAGCUCAGAGAGCCUGCCAAAUAUUAUAAAGACCUGCUGUUUAAAAUGGAAACCUUCAACAAGACUCUCGAUAGGUUUGGAAUGUUUGGUGGCAGCUUGGGCUCUGACCUUGGCUCAAUGCAGGGAGAGCUGAAAGAUGUCAUUCUAACCUUCAAUUCAAUCAAUAGCACCUUGAAUGUCCUUCAAGAUUUUGUUCACCAGCAGAGCCAUAACACAAAUAUCUUGAACACAACUUUCUCUGAAAGUACCGAUAGGCUGAUUACAGACAUCAGCAGGAUUGAGGAAGAGAUGACUGAUCACAUUGAAGAAAAUAACAAUAAGUUCAUAAAUUUUCAGAAGGAGUUGGACAAGUUCAAUAACCGUAUGGUGAUGGAAAUAGACGAAUGCAGGGACUCUAAUGAAGGACUUGGACAACGAGUGUCCAAACUGGAGACCAUCUGUGUCAAGUUGGAUUCCGUGUCCCAGAGUCUAGAAAAAAUCAAAGAGGGUUUAAACAGACAUGUCUCCAGCCUGUGGAACUGUCAAAGAGAAUUAAAUUCCACGCUGCAGAUCCACUCUGGAAUGUUGCAAAAUAUUCAGGACACUCACCUAGGACUUCUGAAUCAAAAAAUAAGUAUGCUGAACCAGUCUAUGGCUGAAAUACACACUACAGUACACAAUUUCACAAUUUGGGAUUUCACUGGAAUUGAAGGACCCCCUGGACUGCCUGGACCACCUGGACCACAAGGUCCUGCUGGUGAAGAUGCCUUCAUUGAGCGGAUUUCAUUCUCGGCGGCUCUCACCACCCCUCAACUCAAUCCUGGGACAAUCCUGUUUGACAAGGUGUUGGUGAAUGAUGGAAACCAUUACAAUCCAAACACAGGUAUCUUUACCGUCCCAUAUGAUGGUCGUUAUUUCAUUAGUGCCAUUUUAACUGGACAUCGCAACCAGAGGAUUGAAGCAGUUCUCGCAAAGUCUAACAUAGGACUGGCAAGGAUUGACUCAGGGGGUUUCCAACCCGAAGGGCUGGAGAACAGGCCCGUGCUGGGAAACCAACCUAUCUCAGCAUCCCUGGGAAUUUUCAACAUCAUCUUACCACUCCGCCAAGGUGACACUGUCUGUAUUGAUCUUGUUACAGGCAGAUUGGCCCAUUCAGAUGAACCACUGACUGUUUUUAAUGGGGUUCUUUUGUAUGAUGAUGAGGAUAUUUGAUGAAUGGUCCUCCUGGGGAUUACCCUGUCUUGAGGGCAGUAUUUAAACAGAAAUAUAUUCAGAGCUCUUUCAUACCAACUACAAGAUCGAGAGACCAAUCUCCACACUGCUGAAGAAGGGUCACUGGACCCAAAACGUUAACUCUGCUUUCUCUCCACAGAUGCUGCAAGAUCUGCUGAGUCUCUCCAGCAAUUUCUGUUUUUGCUCCACACUGCAGCUGAAGUAUUUAAUAUAAUGUAAGGUAUGCAACAGUUUCUGGGACCAACUGAUGUUGCAGGAGGGAGCUCAAAAACCAAGGCUUUCAAAUUCUGACCUCCCACCCCUAUUUUACCUUUUUAAAAAAGACACACAUUUAGCCAAAGACUUGACCCAAUGUCCAGGAUCCGGCAGAUCGCUGAGGAAGUUUGGUGUCUGAAAUAUGGAGAAGAAUCCAAGGAACUCAGUUUCUUGUGAAAACUGUCAGUUCACAGGUGAUUGUUUAUUAAUAAAAAGUUCACUUUUUUAA